UGCGCCCGUGCUGUAAAAGCCAAACAUACUGGGUGCAUGCAAGAAUUUUCUAUUCAGGGAAGGCAAUGAACCUUUGAAAGCAACCUACGCGCCGUGAAUUGUACACACGUGGAAAGCCCGUCGCCAUAACGACCACGCAGUUAGGCCAAUAGACUUUCCCAUUUUCCGGCAAACAACAACCUCCUUUCACCAUUUUACUCUAUGCUUCAGCUAUCAUGACAAAUAAAUUCAAUUCUGACAUCUAAAAAGUGCUCAAGACGUCUGUGAUAUUUUACAAUCAGUUUUUGAAUUCUUUGCAAUCAUAAAAAGUGUUAAGUUUCUACGACAAUGGCCUUCAACUUCGAUAGUGGUCAAUUUAACAGCGAAUCGACACCGAAGCGCUUGGGUAACUGGCAGGUCCCACGAUGGGCGCCAACAAGAGCAAGACCGUUAGAAAUGCGGCCAGAUCCGAAACCCAUAUGCGAUAUCAACGGGCAUUUUUUGCCUGGGGCUCCGAGAGGCACCUCGCGAUGUUUUGGCCAUUAUACUGGCACCUGGGAACUACCAAGGAAAAUAACAAGAAAAGUUGCGGAGGAGUUAGCAAAGGAGCCACCGAAUGGGAGAUUUCCAGACUGGUUGAAUCUUCGCGUUCAAAGGCCGAAGGCUGCAGCAGCAGCGCGCCUGCGCGCCGAGAAACGCGGCAAACUUAAAAAGGAGCCAAGCAAGCUUGAGUUGCACGAAGACGACGACGCACAGACGUUCGAAGAAUCUAAAACUAAAGCUGAUAAAACACGAAAUAAUACUGAAGACAAUAAAGAUCAAGAAAAUAAAGUCACAGACAAAGACGACGAUCCGUUAGAAUUGAAUAUUAAAAAAGAACCAAUACAGUCCGAUGGGCGCGGACCUUACGUUCCUGGUUCACUGACUGAUCCGGACAAGAGGCACGAUAGCCAUGAAGCUCUAGUCAAAGAUGCUGUUGAACAAAUACACGGACCUCAAGAGGAAGAGGUUGACAAAUUUUGGCGGAAAGUAGCUGAAAACGCGAAGAAAAAUGAUCUUGUUGAAGAACAGAAUAAUAUGAGAGACGUUAAAACAAGUGGGACUCCUAAACUGCCCCAUGUUAACGUCGCACAGAACUUUCAGUUUGCGAGGAAAAUGCACGUCGGAAAUCUGGAGCAUCAGCCGUUACCUGAUACUUUAGGAUACCGAAAUUUAACGAAAGUUGCGGAACAUCGUGAUUCUGAUAUCAUUGUUAAACCGUACGCUAUCGGGUGGAAAGGAUACGGCGCAUCUGGCCCUACGUGUUGCACUAAGAUGCGUGUUCAUAGGCCCAAGACAAGCGACCCUAAGAAGCCUGAUGGUGAUAAAGGAGAAAGCCAAAGGCCAUCAACAUCUGCACCGGAUUUAGGAGGACAAUAUGCAAAACAAAUGUCUCUCAUGGAUCUAGCAAUAUGUUGGGAUUUUAGGCCAGAAGACCCCAAAAGGGAACCAAGGCCACCAAAGCAUAUAGACGGCUCCAACGGGUCGAAAGCACCAGCGGUCUUCACUAUGGUGCAUACACCAAAGGAAGAACAUGAAGGUAUAAAUAUUGGUCAUACCAAUCCCAUUUUUAAUCAGAAUCGUGUGGUAGGUGACAUAGGCCAUCACCCGGUGCCAUAUUUUGAGAAGGAUAUGGCAAAAGAAAGACGAAGAGAAUCAUGUGAUGUUCAAUAUUGUCCUCAACAUGCCACUGCUAAUGAAAGAGGCUCCAGAUCGGCGUCAUCUAGCAGGAAGAGUUCAGGUCAGUCAGGAAAGAAGCCAGAAUGUGACGGAAUCCACGGAUGCGGUACUCCGAGUGAAAUGAGUCGUAAGUCUAGUCGGGGCGACACAAGGCCAGAAAAACUGCAACCUAUAAAGGAUGCAUGGAACGCCAAAAAUAAGAAUAAUAACAACGCUGGUUAUGACGUUAAUCGCAAUCGUAAUAGUUUAGAGUCGUACGAGAAGACUCCACUGGCGCAAGGUAAAUUGCAUCACAGCUCGCCAAAUGAGUCACAGCAGUUUUCGCGACGUUCAACGAAAGACAGCGAUCAACUAAAUAUUAAACACAAAAAUUGCGUGUCUUGUAAUGGCGCUAAAUUAUCCCAUGACACGAAACAGAAGGAAGAUUAUAAGUUUGCGUUUAAAGCUGGUAACCCUAACUCAGUACAGAGCGUGACAGGUUCUACUGACUCUAAAGGAGUGAAAAUGCCUAAGAUGCGUCAUCCAUACAGCAAGAAAUCGUAUACAAUUCCGACCUUAGCACCUCCGUUCAGUAUCUGGCGUGACGCGAACGCGACCGGCUACCCCGAACACUGGCGGUUGGCGAGCGUCUAUCAACACGCUUACAAACCACCUGAGCAGAGGCGUAAACCGCUUAUAGACAGCGUUUAUCAGUGAAAGUGAAAAUGCACCUUAUGAUUAACGUUUAUUGGGUCCAAUAACCAAUAACAGAAUGUACAUUAAAUUAUUUUAGUCAGCUGUUUGGAAUUAAAUAUUUAAAACGAUAA
This is a messenger RNA of Helicoverpa zea (corn earworm), 2504 nucleotides long. RefSeq lists its product as uncharacterized. Gene Ontology annotation, cellular component: ciliary basal body. Gene Ontology annotation, biological process: cilium organization. Bases 328 to 2394 code for a protein of 688 amino acids. The record is from RefSeq and is a predicted model, not a curated record. NCBI's taxonomy places the organism in Eukaryota, Metazoa, Arthropoda, Insecta, Lepidoptera, Noctuidae. The transcript has 4 exons.